Messenger RNA from Harpegnathos saltator (Jerdon's jumping ant), 5372 nucleotides. RefSeq lists its product as uncharacterized. The record is from RefSeq and is a predicted model, not a curated record. The coding region runs from base 93 to 4898 and encodes 1601 amino acids. The transcript has 5 exons. NCBI's taxonomy places the organism in Eukaryota, Metazoa, Arthropoda, Insecta, Hymenoptera, Formicidae. Gene Ontology annotation, molecular function: protein binding.
GAUAACAUAAUGACAGAAUGUUUGUCGUCUAAUAGAAGCUGGUAACAUCGAUACGGAGACGCGGCACAGGAUUCAACUUUGAUUCAAGGAUCAUGCGCCCUACAACAGCACGAUCAAGUCGAUCAUCCCUACAUUAUCCCCGAUCAUCUCAGAUCUUAACCUCAUCGACUACGUCGUCUGUUUAUCAACAGCUACAGCAACAACAACCACAGCGACAAAUUUUGUAUGCUCCCAUCAGUAAACCAAUGAUGACUCUUCAGCCAUGUGGAACAUCACUUCAUCCGUCAUGCGUUUAUCCGACCGUUCAACCACAUGUUGACUCGUCGAAUCCCGCUCCUAUACAUGUUCAAGGUAAGAACAACCGAUGGCACACGAAAAACAAGACGUCUCGCGGCCAACAAUAUUACCAACAGCAGCAACAGCAACAAUUUUCCUAUCCGAAACCCAUGAUGCUCCUUGAUCAACCUACCUCCAACGUCCCUUCAAUAGUCCCUCCGUCGACCACGUCCUUCUUAGUAGCCUCUUCCACGUUCACCCAUGGCCCUUUGCCUAGCGAGCAUUACAACAAUACUUCUGGAGUGACGCAUUUGCUGCCACAGCCCUAUUUUAAAUCACCGGACAUGCAACAGACUUUUUGCCUUAUUCAGGACCGACAGAAUGUUCAGCGACAACAACAACACCCGAUACAGGCUUCCUACUACAAUAUCUCGGCCGCAAAUGCCUGCAGCUUACAAACAGUCAACGCCAGUUCAUCCUUUCCGCUUGCCAACAUCAAUCCUUACAGCAGUAUGGCCACCUACACCAAUAAUCAGUUCUCGGCAUCGGUGCAGUCUCCUCCGUUCUUUUCGACUUCACCCGUCACAGGUCUGGUCUUCGCCCCAACGCGGGAUAAGACUUUACCAUUAUCCACGUUGGAAUUCUCAUCUUUCAAGCAUAGUGCGAGCAAAACACCGAGCAUCUGCGAGUCUCGAGUCAUUCCGAUCGGUCCCAACGACAACACUAGUGGCUGGCCGCCUGAAAGCGAAACAUCCUCAAAGAAUUCGUACGACCUGCCAAUCAUAAGUAACAACAAGAGCCUUGAAGCUGCCGAUUGUUCCUUGCAGAAGACCAUUUCCACAGUCGCAAAGACCGACGAAGAGCAUUACUCUGACGCGUCCUCGGCCAGCUUUGACUUCACUAUCGAGGCUGAGAAGAUGGUCUCCGCUCUGUGCAAUACCACAUCGUCCAAUGAUCUGAGCAAAGAGGAAUCGAAAACCACCAAGACCGACUCCACGCCAUUCAGCGGCGCAGGAGAUAACGUGUCUAACAAGACGGCCUGGUUUACUGAUUUUUGCUCCGAGUAUGAGAACGGAAUGUCGAUAGGUGUCCAAACGGAUGAUCCAUGUGCGGACAGGUCGCAAUAUCCAGAGCUGAUCCGAAAGACAGCUUAUCGGGGAUGCACCGAAGCUGAGCUCGUUCUCGGCAGCUCCGACAGCUUACGAACGGACCCCAAGCGGGACUGGUUAACGUGUCUGGCAUCCGCCACCAAGACUGCCAUUACCAAAUCUUCAACGUGUAUUCCAGUGUUUGGCGGAGACCGAGUCUUUGUCGACGAUCUUAUAAACGCUCUCUUGCGCAUCAGCAACGGUUGGCUGAGCCUCGACAAUUACCUGAACAAACAACAUUUUCCUAACUUGCUGGACAGACUGGAUCCUGAGUUCAUUAGAUGUUUUCACACAUGGGAAGUGAGCACGUAUGAGCUUCUGAAGAAAAUAGUGCAGGCUUUCGGAAAAUUCGGCGAAAACGACGAAGCGUCGGCGUCAGACGUUGAACACAAAUGCAAGGAAACCUGCGGUUCGUCCUCGUUCCCAGGCGAUGUGUCGCUUUACAUAAACUACGAUCUCUUCACUUUGCUUCAUCCUGCGAAUUCCUUUCUUCAACAAGACGCAAUUGAGAGAGUGUCCUGCCGGGAAACUCCGCAAAAUGUAACGACAACGCCACUAUUGAGUAGCCUGUAUAGCUUUCGAUACAAUUCCGGUCAACAAGAACAGCACUCGGCGAGUCAGAAGGAGAGCAAGUUGCGGAGCAAAUGGACCAUCAUCGAGAACCCGUCGUCUGUCAUCAACACCACUAAGUCUGUGGCCAAUAUUCCCGUGAGUUACAACGAUAAUUUGACGAGCAAAUUCCGCGUCAAGGAUACGUUCUCAUCUAAAAAGUACGGCUUCACCCAGAAGUCGCUGAAUGCCGAAUUUUGCCAGCUGAGGAACAAAGUAAUGGAGAGCAAUGCGGACGUGACGAAGGACAGGAGGCAAGACUACGUGCUCGAAGCGAAACCUCUGACAUUUACCGACAACACCGAGUCAAUUAGACCGCAGAGUCCAGCAAUCAGCAACCCGAUUAGUUAUCGGGGUCUGUAUGCGCAGAACUGCGUGUCCUUCAAGUUUCCUGGUCAAUCGGAUUCUUCGUAUCUCACAGCCAACCCGGAUCCUAUCCUAACGUACGAAGGGACCAAUUAUUCACUGCCGAUGAAUUCCUAUUCGAUCGCAGACUCCACUUCCAGGAUGAGCAAAAAUCCCGAGCAACUUUAUAGGAUCAAAAGUGCGAGUGCCAAUGCUGUUUACGUCGACAAAUCGCAAAUCGACCAAGUAGAGCUACCAGCGGUACCUAGGAACAAGGUGACCCUGCUCAGCCAGAUCGAGCCGAGGACAUUUGAUAAAGAGUCCGAGGAGAUGGCGGCUAACCUGUCGGCCUGGUUCGCUAGCAUGCGGAACGCGCAGCUUCCGACGGCCGUGUCGAGCUUCGAGGAGGCUUCAGCGCAGCGAUUGUUCACCAAGCAGGAAAUGCCUAAGCACUCGUCGGGCGGGCCCAAGCAAUCGCAGAUAGACGCGAAUCGGCAGUUCCAGGCGCUGCAGAACCUGCCGAACAUCCAGAGUACACCCUGGGCCGCUGGUAACUUCAUCAGCGGCCGCUCACGGGUGCAGCACGUGACCGAGGAGUACGAUAGCUCAGAGGACGUGCGAGUAUACAUGAAACCGGGCAGCUACAAUGUGCCGAAGAAACGGCACCAAAGAAGGCCUAAUCGCCGCCCGGACAAUAACUCUCGCAACUUACACACGAGCAACCAUCAUCACAAUGUGUGCGCCAACAAAACGAAGAACUUACCGAUGCUCACGUCGUCGACACCCCUGUCGCACCUGAACGCGCCGGCCUUGUCCGCUAACAUCAGUAACGCCACGCUGAUCAAGACCUCAUUCCCGUCUGCUUCGCAGCUGCCAGCGCCUCUCUUCGACCUCGAGAAUUCACCUGGAAUCCUCAAACGCACGGAACCUCAGAUCGCUCAUCGGGACGUCACGUGGAAGGCAGCAUGCGCCUCGGCCGAGAUACUUCUCGAAGCGCUCAAUGUCAAGGACUGCGCCGAUACGUCCAGGAAGAUCGAUCGCGAGCGCAGCACCGAGAAAGACGAUAAGACCGAAGACAAUGGCGGAGCGUUACCGUCGACGUCACAGCAGGGUGAUCCAAAAUCGACGAAGCGUGCCGACGUUGACUGUGCCACAUCCUACGAAGCCUCAGAGGAUGAUUCGGGCUCGACGUGCAGACUGUCGCCCAGCACGAGCGUCGUAUCGGUGCCACAGUCGUGCAAUAAUGAAAAUGCAUGUUCAAUAGCUCUCGGUACGAAAACCAACGUGAAGACGGAUUCCUGGCUGAUAAGGACUCUCAACAACGCGAGUAUCGCCGGCAAACAGAGACGACGUAAAGACAGCAUAGACCGAGGUAGUUCUGAAUCGUCGAGCAGCUCGGUGAUUGCCGAUGUAAAGCCGGAUCAGCUUGCAUUGUCAUCAACUGCAGACACGGAUUUGAAGAUUCCGGCAACGAUUAGCGAUAGCGAGUACCCAGCGAUCUUUUCUCGCGAACACAUCACGUGUUCCUUCCCAAUAAACUGCGAAACGUCGGCAAAGGAAUCAGAAGGUCACGUUGGAAGAGCCACAUACUCGGAAACGGUGCGAAGAUCCAUCAGAUCGGACAACGCGUACUUGAGCAGAAAGGAUUCGUACAAAACAUGCACGAGCAAUGUACCGGUGUCCUGCGGCACCAUGAUACCAAUUCCCGGCCGGAAGUGCCAGAGGAAAGAUCCUGAACAAUCUUAUCAGCUUCUACACAAAUCGCAGAAGUCGAUUGGUAAGAAAUCAGCGAGGAACGUGGACAGCAACGAAGUCCAGUUAGAAGAAGAGUCCUGCGCGAAAGUCGGCAACGUCAAGUCGUGUCGCGUAACGUCGAAAUCUAUCUCGUCAAGCACUACGAAGACAUACGUGAAAAAAAAAGAUCUGGAACACUCGGAGAGCGCCUUGAAGUGCAUCAAUAAAUCGGGCGAUCGCGGCUGGUCAGUAUGGUACAGUUCCAGGAGAAAACAGAACCUCAGUCCCUUGGCACUUAGCAAACUGGAAAUUAUCCAUCAGGCUGUUUGGCAGAUGGACGAAGCUAAAGUCUUCAAAUAUCCAACUUCGUGCGGCGACAAGGAUGGCCAGUUUGUCCCUACGGGGAUGACUGACAAUUACUGCAAGAACGUCAAGAGUCCGAUGUUCUUCGAGAUCGUCGACUAUAAGCUGAAGAACCGAGCUUACCAUAAGGUUGAACAUGCUCUGAAAGAUUUCCGGCGUAUCAUUCAGACCGCGAGAUUGUAUUAUCAGCAUGACGAAGAGCGGACCAAGAAACUUGAAGUGCUGUCGAAGAAACUGGAAGACUUGCUCGAGGAACACUUCGGUAAUUGGGAUCUCGGCAGCAUCAUCGGUAGUCCGAGAGAAGACGCAACGGUGCGAUGUAAGACUUCCGGGCAGAAAUUGAUCACAGGACGCUACGACAGCGUGAAAAAGAAUUCCACUUCGUUGAGCAUUGCGGAGGAACAUACUCUAUUACUCCACUAACACGUUGUGUCUCGUCAAGACGAGAACGACCAAAUCGACCUACUUACAUUCUCCACUAACAUAACUCUAUACUAACGUUAUAUUAUCAUUACAUCGAUGAGACAUCGUAUGUAAUAACGUCUUCUAGUCACGAGUCAUUUUGUAUGGUUAAUAUUGUAGCUGUUUUUUUAUUCUCUCGAAGAUCCGAUACCAUCGUUCGACAUCCUCGCGGGGCUUUUCCGUCUCGAGUUCCAAAGAGAGAUUCUCAACGAUUUCGUUAAUUUUCUAAACCGCGUACAUAUUUCUUCCGCUGACUAUUCUAAUCUACAACAUCUCUAAGCUAUAAAAUAACGAUAUUGUUGCAAAAAGAAGGAACUGUGCUAAACGCGCAAGAGUUCGACCGGCUAUUGAAUUUAUUUCUGUAGAAGAAAAUAGCGCGCAAUGGUGUAGGAGGUAUCAACGACAAUGUAAUUUUCAUGUUUACUGUUACGGCUA